AUGGGCGAAUUGUCCGACAAGCAGUCCAACACUUCUGCUCUGUCAUCUGGCCCAUCGCUGCUCUCGUCAUGUAUCCUGUAUUCAACAGACAGGGUCGCCCUGAUUGAUAUACCGACUUCAAUCGCUGAGGCCCAGCAAAGCUCUUCUCGACACCCGAUCUCAUCUCUAGUUUCGUGCAAUCCUCGAACCACUCCUUACCCAAACCAUGAACCAAAAUCGGAAGCUGCGCGUUCCAAAUUGCGCCAGAAGAUGGCCACUGAACAUGAUGAUUUGUAUGCACAAUUGAUCUCUUCUUCUCUGGCUACCAUCCGCCAGAACCACACCGGUCCUUGGUUGCUACCACGUACUGUUAUUUCGCAAGCAGAACAUCUGCCACCUAAGCGCAAGUUCAAUGACCCCGCGUCCGAUACCGAGUCAGCGAGGGAUGAUCUACUACACCAACUCUCAUCCGAUACCACAUGCUCAUAUACCUUCCGCUGGAGACAUAUGGAUGAUCAGCAGCGCGCGGCUGAACCCCUGCUUGAAACAUCCUCUUGGCCGAAGUACCUGUACAAUCCGUCGGAUGAUGCUCGUAUGCUUGACAUAGGAGUAUCCUCAACCUCGAUGGACACCGCUGCCAGCUUUUGCAUCCCGCCAGGGGCUGCCUUCUAUCUCGGCGAUUGCUCAAAAUCGCGCUCCUUCCAUCUGGCCGUUAAGCAUGUCGCCGAGCAACUCGACACAACGCGACAAUUUGACGUGAUUGUUAUGGAUCCUCCCUGGCCUAACGCUUCUGUCAGGCGCACAGAGAAGUCAGGAAGAUCAGCCUACCAAGUUUCCCCUACUGUCUGGGAUGUCAGGCAACUAAUCUUCGAGAUGGACAUUGAUGUUCUCCUGGCCAACCAAGGUGUGAUUGCCAUUUGGAUCACCAACAAACCAGCGGUCCGCGAUCUCGUACUUGGCGAAGACGGCCUAUUUGACAGUUGGGACGUGCGGCUGGAAGAAGAAUGGUUGUGGAUCAAGACAACAACCGAGGGUGAGCCCGUCUCAUCUAUGGAUGCUCUUUGGAGAAAACCGUACGAAGUGCUCCUUGUCGGGAGAAAACAUGACCCAAGAAGAAGUGAUCAACAUGUCAACUUAGCCGACACUUCCAAGGUCGAACGAAGAGUGAUAGUCGGUGUUGCUGAUCUGCAUUCUCGGAAGCCUUGCUUGAAAUCCCUGUUUAGACGGUUCGCGAUCAGCGCAACGUCAACAUCAACAAAACAGCGCAUUCUCGAGUGCUUUGCGAGAUAUCUUGUGAGUGGUUGGUGGUCGUGGGGCAACCAGGUGCUCAAGUUCAAUCAUACCGACUGUUGGCAAUCUAAAUCAUAG
Aureobasidium melanogenum CBS 110374 is the source of this 1347-nucleotide messenger RNA. Its product is annotated as MT-A70-domain-containing protein. The transcript is spliced from 2 exons. Lineage: Eukaryota; Fungi; Ascomycota; Dothideomycetes; Dothideales; Saccotheciaceae. Gene Ontology annotation, molecular function: methyltransferase activity; nucleic acid binding. Gene Ontology annotation, cellular component: RNA N6-methyladenosine methyltransferase complex; nucleus. The record is from RefSeq and is a predicted model, not a curated record. Bases 1 to 1347 code for a protein of 448 amino acids.